AUUUCUCAGCAACAGGCACAUCCUCCAUCUCAACCCCACCCAAUCGCUCUCCUCCCCUGUCGACAUUAUUUAUCGUCCGUCCCCGCCAACAGCCCAAAGCCAGCAGACCUCUCGACUCUCUGCCUGCCAUCAUGGAGCUAGCAACCAUGAGCCGGUGUGUUGCCCGAAGUGCCAGGAAGGUUCCCACUGUCCGAUACUACAGCAUCGUUCACGAUGUUCCUCGAGGGGGUCCUAGCCUGGCUCAGACUCCUCCCCCACCACAGCCUCAAAGCCAGUCCGUCUUUGAUCAAGCCGUCAAUGCUACAGGUCCCAGAAACAACUGGACCAAGGAGGAGAUAACUCAGAUACACCAGACUCCUCUCAUGGAGCUAGCCUUUGCGGCGGGAACUGUCCAUCGCCGAUUCCACAAACCCUCCGCUGUCCAACUAUGUACCCUCAUGAACAUCAAGACCGGUGGUUGCACCGAAGACUGCUCCUACUGCGCUCAAUCUUCCCGCUACAAGACCAAUUUACAAGCGACCAAACUCUCCACCGUCGACUCGGUCAUUGAGGCUGCAAAGAUCGCCAAGGCCAAUGGAUCCAACCGUUUCUGCAUGGGUGCGGCCUGGCGAGAUAUGCGUGGACGCACAAGAGGCUUGAAGAAUAUCGUCGAGAUGGUCAAAGGUGUACGAGGUUUGGGCAUGGAAGCUUGCGUCACCCUGGGGAUGCUGGACAAGCAGCAAGCCAAGGAGUUGAAAGAGGCCGGGUUGACCGCUUACAACCACAAUCUCGACACCUCACGAGAACACUAUCCUAAUGUCAUCACUACGCGCAGCUACGAUGAACGGUUACAGACCCUGGAGAAUGUCCGUGAAGCGGGUAUUCACGUCUGCAGUGGUGGGAUCCUGGGACUCGGCGAAACUCCUAAGACCGACCACGUCGGACUGAUCCAUACCCUGGCCACACUACCUGAGCAUCCUGAAUCGUUCCCAGUCAACAAGCUUGUUCCGAUCAAGGGCACGCCUAUGUUUGGACAAGAGUCUGUGAAGCUUGAGGAUAUGGUCCGAUGCAUAGCGACAGCGCGUCUUGUCAUGCCCAAAACGAUUAUCCGAAUUGCAGCCGGAAGAGUAAGCAUGCCGGAAAGUGAGCAGAUGCUCUGCUUUAGUGCGGGUGCCAAUGCCAUCUUUACCGGCGAGAAAAUGCUUACUACGGAAUGCAAUGGCUGGGAUGAGGAUAAAGCUAUGUUUGAACGAUGGGGUUUGAGUCCAAUGCAGACUGAAGCAAGCAAGGUCGUGGAGGAGCCCAAAUUUGAGGCUCAAAGCUUUGGUCAUCUCCGCGACGCAGGAAAAGCGACCGCGCCACCACAAGUAUAGAGUGAAAUAUAGAGAAACCGUGUACAGGGAAAGUGACAUGCUUUCCGAUGAAUGGCGCGAAAUCGGCGCAUUCACUCUAAACAAUACAUCCAGUGCGUUACGAUGGU
Exophiala xenobiotica is the source of this 1459-nucleotide messenger RNA. RefSeq names its product biotin synthase. The transcript is spliced from 2 exons. Gene Ontology annotation, molecular function: 2 iron, 2 sulfur cluster binding; biotin synthase activity. Gene Ontology annotation, biological process: biotin biosynthetic process. Lineage: Eukaryota; Fungi; Ascomycota; Eurotiomycetes; Chaetothyriales; Herpotrichiellaceae. The coding region runs from base 132 to 1352 and encodes 406 amino acids. Gene Ontology annotation, cellular component: mitochondrion. The record is from RefSeq and is a predicted model, not a curated record.